CUUUGAUCUUGACGCAGGCGCAGUACGCGUAAUGGCGCGAAAAAUGUCAACAUAAAAACAUUCUCAUAUUAAAUAAAUCUCCUGUUUAAGUAAACGUUUUUGAACUCUUGGCAUGGCCACGGACAUCCGAAAGUUUUUCGGCAAAACGCCUGUCAAAAACGAUAAACCUUCAGAAAAAAGUAAACCAGAGCUGACAAAAAUUAAAAAUGGCAAAGAUAGACCUGAACAAAAAUACGUGGACCUUACAGAGGCAAUGGAUGUUGAUGAUUUUCAAGAUGAAAACGGGAAUCGAAAACAAAGUAAGAAAAAGCAGGAUUCAAAAGACAAGAUUAAACAAGAAAAGAGAAAAUCUUUAGAAAAAGAUCAAACUAAAGAUAAUAUGCACAACAAGGAGAAAGAAAAACACAAAGAUAAUGACAAGAAAAGCAAAAAGAGUGAAAAGGGCACAAAAAAGCAGCUGGAUUCAAGUACAUCAGAAAAGGAUGAAAUUGAUGGUGAAGCAGUUACAAAAAAAAGUAAAGCAAAGAAACGUAAAUUGGAGAUAUCCAGUGAUGAAGAAGUGAUCAAUGUUGAAAACAACCAAGAUGAUGAGGACGAUGAUGAGGUCAUAGUUAAGAAAUCACAGCUGAAGAAAAAAGGAAAGAAGAAACCUAAACUGUUUGAUUCAGACGAGGAUGAAGAUCCGAUCCCAAAGGAGAAGAAGGCAAGGAAAUCCAGGAAGAUUGUCCACGUCGGAGGUUCAGAUGGUUACACAGAGGAAGAAAUUCCAGAGCCAAAACCAAAGACAACAUUUAUGGACAAGUUCUUGGCCAGUAAGAGCCCCAGUAAAGACACUGGCUCAUCAAAAGCAUUGAAACCAGAGCCUGCCAAGAAUCUUGGGACUGCAAAGAAACCAGAAGAAGUUAAACCCACCGUCUCUGCUUCAGCUUUCUUUGGAGACACUAGCAUUCAUCGGGUGGAGAGAAAAGUGAUGCCAGCUAAGAAGCCUGUAGGGGAGACCAUUGUUGACCUAGAGCUGCACAGCGAUGAUGAGUUUGAACGCACCCUGGAGCUUAUAGAUGAAGAGGAACUCACUGGAUUGAAGAAAAUUGACAGUAAAGGAACUUCAGAUAAGCUCAGCCUCUCCAGUAAGUUGGCCAGCAAGGCGAGGGAUCAAUCUGUCCAGUCUCCAGAGAAGAAACCCCUCAUACUGGCCCCUGAUACACCAGUCUCCAAACAGCCUUCUCCAAAGAAAGCCAAGAUGGAGUUUAUUAUGAACAGACACGAGAGGAAAACAGAAGCGCCCGCUACAAAGAAAACGCCAGAGAAGAAGGUUUCCCCUGCUAAGCAAGGCUCAGAGAACAAGACAAGUCCAGGGAAACAAGAGUCGGACGGCUUCACUCCAAAAGGAGGUGGGGCUGGCUACCGGGCAUACCUCAACAGGGCCGGGCCACAGUCACUAGGGGCCAAGGAAAUACCAGAGGGAGCUGAGAAUUGCCUGGAGGGUCUCACAUUUGUGAUCACAGGAGUCCUGGACUCAUUUGAGCGUGACGAGGCAAAGGUCGCGGUAGAACGGUACGGGGGAAAGGUCACCGGCAAUGUUAGCAAAAAAACAGACUACCUGGUAGCUGGCAGGGAUCCUGGGCAGAGCAAGAUUACCAAGGCUGAAGCCUUUAGAACCAAGAUUCUGGAUGAAGAUGGCCUACUUGAUUUGAUACGUACAAGACCUGGGAAGAAAUCCAAGUACACCUUACAGGCAGAGGCAUCAGUGAAAAAGGAAAUGGCAGAAACUAAAUCUUCUACAACAGAAAAGUUGUCUUCAUUUAAAAAGGAACAGCAAACACCUUCCAAGUCUCUCUCAUUCAAUACUAAAGACACCCAGUCAGUUUCAAACAAAACAUCGCAUUCUAUCAUUUCAAAUAAAAUACAAUCAGAUUCCAGUAUUUUAAAUUCUGACCAAUCGGAAACUAGUAGCAAACCAAAUACUGAACCUUCAGAGCCAUCAUUACUUUGGGUCGACAAAUACAAACCAACCAGUCUAAAGCAAAUAAUUGGCCAGACUGGAGACAAAAGCAAUGCAAAGAAGCUCCUUCAAUGGUUGACAAACUGGCACAAAGAUCAAGCCUCUGGGAUUAAACCGGUUUCAACUGGAAAGUUUUUUGGUGGGAAAGGUGGGAGUGAAACCGGUGCAGGAUUUAAAGCUGCAUUGCUAUCCGGACCACCUGGGAUUGGAAAAACGACAACUGCUACUCUUGUAUGCCAGGAGGCAGGUUUCUCGUUUGUGGAGUUGAAUGCGUCAGACACACGCAAUGCCAAGAGCCUGAAAGAGGUGAUCUCCCAGUCGGUAGGCAACACAAGCAUCGUGGACUUCAUGGGUAGUGGGGUGUCCAGCACACACGGGCACAAGCACUGCCUGGUGAUGGAUGAGGUGGACGGUAUGUCCGGGAAUGAGGACAGGGGAGGGGUUCAGGAAUUGGUGAACAUUAUCAAGGCAACGAAGAUUCCAAUCAUCACCAUGUGUAACGACCGCAACCACCAGAAGAUGAGGACGCUGGCAAACUACUGCUUUGACCUGCGCUUCCAGAGACCCAGAGUGGAACAAAUCAAGGCAGCAGUGAUGUCCAUAGCGUUCAAGGAGGGGUUUAAAGUCGCACCACCAGCUGUCAAUGAGAUCAUAGUGGCAGCCCAACCAGGAUAUCAGACAGGUAAUAUAGGCCUCAACCAGGAUAUCAGACAGGUAAUUAUGGCCUCAACCAGGAUAUCAGACAGUAUGCAGUAUGGCUGUCCGUUCCCGUCCAUGGCGUCCUCACAGGGCACAGACCAAGGGGUCCCAUGGCGCUCGCCGCUGUGGCCCGUCGGCUAUGUCAUGUGA
This is a messenger RNA of Dreissena polymorpha, 2851 nucleotides long. Its product is annotated as replication factor C subunit 1-like. Gene Ontology annotation, cellular component: nucleus. Gene Ontology annotation, molecular function: ATP binding; DNA binding; ATP hydrolysis activity. The record is from RefSeq and is a predicted model, not a curated record. Lineage: Eukaryota; Metazoa; Mollusca; Bivalvia; Myida; Dreissenidae.